Messenger RNA from Lactuca saligna, 1294 nucleotides. The record is from the annotation of a GenBank genome assembly. NCBI's taxonomy places the organism in Eukaryota, Viridiplantae, Streptophyta, Magnoliopsida, Asterales, Asteraceae.
AUGGGUUUUCGUUACGUGUUUGUCGCUCUCGGUAUGAUUCGCAUGACUUUGAUGUCGUCUUCAUCUUUACCUAUGAGAAAUUUAAUUCAAGAUGGGGAUAAGAGAGACGCAUCCUUUAUAUACCAAGCAAACAAGACAGAGCAUAACAUACCAAUGGCUCUGUUACGGCCACCACCUACCAUCGCAUUCCACCAGAAACUUCACCACCGUCACCGUCUACCAUGUUCACCAUCGCACCUCUACACCGACCGAAGAAAGGUUUUACAAUCAAAAACUAGUAUCAUCAUAACCACCACCCACGACUAUCGACAAGAAUUGAGAAUUGUAAAUGUGGCGUCGCAUCCGGAUAGCGAUGGAGAGCGAAGUAGUAUUCUGUUAUCGGAGGUGGUGGAAGAGCAGCCGAGAGAGGUGUGUACGGGUAGGAGGAAAUGGAAUGCUUUGGACAUCACCACCGCCGGAGUGGUGGCGGGAAUGCAUUUGCUAUGUGCUUUUGCUCCAUUUACUUUCAGUUGGGGAGCUUUAUGGCUGGCGUUUGGGUUGUUUAUGGUGACUGGGCUUCUGGGAAUUAGUCUUUCCUUCCAUAGACAUUUAUCACAUAAAAGCUUCAAGAUCCCGAAAUGGCUUGAAUACACGUUCGCUUAUUGUGGAGUUCAUGCCCUUCAGGGAACCCCAACGGAUUGGGUGCGCAUACAUUGGUACCAUCAUCAAUAUUGUGAUUCAGAAAGAGACCCACAUACCCCGACUAAAGGAUUAUGGUUUAGUUACAUGGAUUGGUUGUUUGACACCGAUAGGAUUGCAAAGAUGUGUGGUGACCCAAACAUUAUCAAAGAGAUGGACAAACAACCGUUUUAUAGGUUUCUACGAAAAACUUACAUCUUACAUCCGCUAGCACUUGCUCUUCUUCUCUAUGCACGCGGAGGAUUUCCCUUUAUUGUAUGGGGAGUGGUAUGAUACUUCUAUUCUUUUUGUUUUAAAUUAUUAUAAACUUCUACGUGAAAUAUGAUCUUGGUGCCUCAUAGUUCAAAAGAAAAGGAUGAGCAGGUUUAAUGAUUUACUGAUUUUUGGUUAUGAACUUUCCGUUAUCGUUAUCAUGCUGGUGAGUAUUUAAAGGGUUUCCAUUAAAGUUAUCAUGAUGGUCAGGAUUUAAAAGGUUACACCGACAUACUCACAUAAGUCAUGUAACCUCGAAGUAUAUGUGUUAUAAUCAUUAGAGGAUGUUUGUAGAGGAUAAGAAUGGUUGAUAUAUAUUUUAUCGUAUUAAUGUUCUACUAGUUUAGCCUAUCCUUUUUUAGGC